Messenger RNA from Paramuricea clavata, 1479 nucleotides. The record is from the annotation of a GenBank genome assembly. NCBI's taxonomy places the organism in Eukaryota, Metazoa, Cnidaria, Anthozoa, Malacalcyonacea, Plexauridae.
AUGUUAGACAGAAGCCCACUUAAAGAAAUCUAUUAUGUUAUCUAUGCUUCUAUGAAUCCGCCAUACAAAGUGAACGAGUACGGGUGUGUCAUAACAAGAUCACGACCGGUAGCUACAAAAAUUUGGUCAAUGGCUUCAGAUUGGAAGUCUCAUUUGACGAAAGAGAGAACGGCUAAGAAGACUGUAGCUGAAAUGACGGUGCACCGCUUAACAAGUAGCAAGGAAGUGUUGUCAAUAUUGCAUAAACUCAAUAACAUUAUUUCAUACAGCGAUGUCAGAUUACAAAAUAUCGCCUGGGCAAGAAUGGUUUCUGCAAACAGACGAAAGUCUAAGAUGAUAAUCAAUUGGCCAGCAACUCACGCUACCAUUGACAAUAACGAUUGAAGGCAAGAGACGAUGACUGGCAAAGGCACUACUCAAUACUUAUGGCAGUAAUCGCAUUUCAAUUUCAAUACAAUUUCAGCCGUUACUUCGAGGUAACGUUACUACAGCACUUAAAUAUAUUUUCUACAUACAUAUAUUUCAAUAUAUAUUUUCUAUUUUUCUGCAGCACUUUAUAUAUUUUCUACAGAAAAUGGCAUUCCUUAAGUAUUAAUUACAUUAAUAUAUUUGUCAUUAGGCGAAGUUCCGUCACAAGGAAGCGAAAUCGGACCUUAAAGUCUUGAUCUAAUUGACGACGAAGACGAGGUAAAAACUGUUCCCGAAUUUUACGUUGGCAAAUUGAAAGGACCACCCUUAUUUCCUGAUCACAGUGACAACGAAGAGCACGACUUGCUUGACGAGUGUUUGAAGAGAGAUAUAGUAUGGUCUCUGCCAAGCGCAGUUUCGGUAAAUACGAAUGAAGAAACUGCCAACAACGUAGGUUCCUGGACUCCCUUUAAUAAAGAAAUCACGGUAGUGCAACAUGGAAAAGCAUUGCUUGAGUAUUUACCUGUUAUUCCAGAAGCUCCUGAUUAUAAAGUUUGUAUAGAUUUUGUUGACUAUCUAUGUGAUCUUUUAAAAGAGCUUGAGAUUGGUCAUAUUUUCGCGCAUACUGAUCAGUCACAUUAUCUGGAAAUAACCGAAGGAUUGCGAAAACGUAAUAAUUUUAAUGGGCGGAUUUCACCAGCUAAGGUUUUGCAGGGUAUCAUUUGCAACGACAUUCGUGCUGGCACCAUAGCAUUCGAAUCAUCUGAAAAUGCAUUCAAUGGUGGUCGUUAUUAUCGCAAUAUGAGAUUACACAAGGAGUCAUUCAAUGCCAUUGUGCAGUUCAGAGCUGAGAAAAUUACAUCAGGUUUUAGCGAAAUUGAUCCAAACCUAAAGUUGAAGUUUCAGCAGCUAAGCUCUGCACCAAGUCCGGAAGCGAUGGAGGAUGUCAUGGUUUGUCCUGCUUUAAAAUUACUUGUUCAGAAAAUAGUACAAGUAGAAGAUGGCAUAGAAUCCCGCAUGACAACCUCGUAUCUAAGAGAUGUUUCUUCUUGCACUCGUGUCUGCAGUUAG